This is a messenger RNA of Dreissena polymorpha, 2336 nucleotides long. RefSeq lists its product as uncharacterized. NCBI's taxonomy places the organism in Eukaryota, Metazoa, Mollusca, Bivalvia, Myida, Dreissenidae. The record is from RefSeq and is a predicted model, not a curated record. The coding region runs from base 618 to 1808 and encodes 396 amino acids. Gene Ontology annotation, molecular function: protein disulfide isomerase activity. Gene Ontology annotation, cellular component: endoplasmic reticulum. The transcript has a single exon. Gene Ontology annotation, biological process: protein folding.
GGGUCACUACUAUGGCAUAUUGCCCUUUAAAAAAUAUUUACAAAGCUACGGGUUCACGAUCACCGUACGUUACAAAAUUCAUGCUGCAUACCUAUAAUGUCUAUCUCGUAAAUGCAGAACUUCAUUUCAUUCGUUCGGGCCUAUAGGCGGCUGUUGCAAAUGACGCAUUGAUCUGACUUUUCUCGACAACGUGCAGUAUGGAGCCAGCUGUUACCACCCUUUAUGUCGUAAUUGAUCGGGCACCAUUUUUCCAUUCACAAGUUGAAUGAUCGAAAUUAAGGCCAAGUUCUGAGUAUACUUCCCGAGCUUGAUGUUUUUGGACUUUUAAUCUUACAUUGAAAGAAUUGUGUGUACAUUACGAACUUGCGUAUCUUUAAUACUAUGCAUUAACAUUAUAUUUAUGUUAGUAAGUCUAUCGGCAAUCGUUGGACAAACAACACUGUCAGCAUCAGGAAAAAUAUAUAAUACGUAUACCGCUAUACUUUUGGGAAAUUUGAAAAGAAUCGUCAUAAAGAGCGUAUAUAUCUGCGAUUUUUUUCCCACUAUAGCCCUUUCGAAGUGCAUCACGAAAUCCGGUUUACUUUUUUUCCCAUGACAGAAUCUUGGCUUGCAACGGAAUGGCAACAACAUAUCAUUCGGUUAUCUUCGUUUUUAUUUUAAGUGCCGUGCUAUAUUUCUCAAAGGGUGACAUAAUGAUGGACGUCACCACGAAGGAUUUUUCCAGUUUUCUGGCAGAGAAGAAAUCCAUGUUUUUCUAUGUUGUAACCAACGACUGCAACAUGUGCGCGAAACUAUUCUACACGUUUCUAACGGCGUCACAGAACUUCCGGUUCGACCAGAAGACAUUAUUUGGACGCGCGCUUAACGAAGAUUUUGUCGGAACGUUCGACGUGAAGCGGUUUCCGAGUGUUGUCUAUUAUAAAUACGGAAGUGCAGCACCAGAGAUUUUUGAUGGAGAUAUAACUACCGGAGAGCUGCUUAAAGUUGUAGCAAAAGCUUCGAAGAAAGACCCGCUAUUGAAUGAGCGCAAUUUCGCGCUUGAUUUGACAGAGGAAUUGUUUAUGGAAGUGAUGAAAACAGACGAUCAGUUUAAGCUGGUAAUGCUGCACGAAGCUGGUGACAAACAAAAUGUUGCUAUGUACGACAAACUAGCUGAAACUUUUCAGAAUGACCAUAGUGUGGUGGUUGCACGCAUCAACGUCGACUUUGAAAAAGCCCUUAAAAAGAAAUACAACGCAAUUUCGUAUCCUUCGUUUUACUGGUAUUCAAAGGACCGAAACGCAAAAAAGAAGCGAUACGUUGGCAGUGCCAACGUGGAACAGAUGGUUUCUUUCAUUAACAAAGAAGCUGGACUGUUCCGGACCAGCGAUGGCAAGCUUAACUCAUUUGCAGGACCAAUCAAGUCGUUAGAUUCUGUAUUAAAAAAGUAUGGUAAAGACUUGUACGAUAUAACAAAUGUUAAACAAAUUCGUAUUGAGCUGAAACAAGAGUCAAAUAGACUUCCUAUAGAAACGGACAAAGAGCUGGUAGAUUUCUAUUUUGAAAUUUUAAAUGAACUGGAAGAAGACAGAACCGUAGACACUUUGACUGAAAUGAGAAACCGCAUUUACCGGCAGUUGGAUGGCGCAGGUCCGCUGAAGUUCGAUCAGUUGAUAAUGAAACGAAAUAUUUUGAACUCCUUUAUCGACGUUAUAGGGAUGCAUCUUUUAGGACAGUUUUCAGAUGGUUUUGAAAUUCCAAUUGAUAUAAAUGAAGAUGUCGAUGCACAUAGAAGUCAGGAUGGACUCACUUUUCACGAGGAAUUGUAAAAGGCUGCGCAAAUCCAAUUGUUUGAAAAAAUAUAAUGUUUGAUUAAUAUAUAAUCAUAUAUAUGUAGUUAUGUAGUUCUAUAUAUUUAUCUGUAUAAUGUAAAAUGGUGUCGGUGAAUUUAAAUGUACAUUUAUAAGGGGGACGUAUGAUACACAAUUACAUUUAAUGUAAUCUAUGCCAUUGUGUUAAUAAUAAACAGUUAAACGCUCUAAAAUAUGUAUGUAAAAAAUCAAAAAAAUCUGGUACAAAUAAUAUAGUACUUUUUUUUAAAACAACACGUGGACAAUAUACAUAUACUGGUUUUAUUUCAUCAUACAUUAGGCUUGAAGCCCAUGAGUACACAUACAUAUAACACACAAUGAAGUCAACAGUGGUCAAUGACAUACAGGCGUAUAUAUAUAUAUAAAUAUAUAAUUUUAGUAAUAUAAAUUUAGAAUAAACAAUAAAAGGCAUCUGCAACUCCGAAGACAUGCAUAUUGAAAAUAAACAGCUUUUUUAACAUGUAUAUAUAUUUAAAAACACUGUUA